UCGCUCCAUAGGACAGGACAACGGGUUUGCUACAUUUCUCAGCUGCAUCCAACGUUCACCGUAUUUCAGCUGUUGGAAGUCACAUCGAAUUCUUGGCUAUGUUCUACUCAACAGAUCUUCUGAACAGACAGCACGGCAAGUUUGGACUCAUAUGGUUGGUUGCUAUGGCACCUCCUAGAAAAAUCUCUAAGCUGUCCAAGAGAGACUACAUGAAAAUCAGCGUGUCAAGGGCAUGCAAUGAUGUGCUGUUUGAAGGUGGCAGGUUAUCACUAAGGUUAUGUGCUCAGCUGAUGAUUGGUAUUACGCGAGUGUGUCAGAAGCAGAGUCGAUACUUGUUAGAUGAUGUGAAGUUGUGUAUAUCCAAGAUGCGACUGACAUUUGUUCGUGUUCAUAUUGACCUCCCUGUUGUUAACACUCAGUCUAGGGAUGCCGUCACUCUUCCUGAUGAUUGCUUCAUAAAUGACUUUGAUGAUUUGGAGUUUGAACCUGUAACUCAACUCGACUUUGCACUAGACAUUCUACCUAUUAUUCCACUCAGCCAGCCAACAGAAACAUCACAUCAGCCUGAGGAACAUAAUGGCAACCUGACCUACAAGGCUCUACAAGCUGAUCUUGAGGAGACGUUUGGUGACGAAGAAGACGAGGAGUUUUUUGUGUGGGAGCAAGCUGCUAGGUUGGAUAGAAAAGAACACUCAGAGUCUGAAGACAACAUUGUGAUUUUUGAGCCUCACUCAUCAUCAUUUCAACCAGUCACACUUUGCCAAGAAGCAAGUGAAUUGAACACAGAAAAGGAAAUAGGUCAUCAGCAAACAAACCCACCUUUGUCUCAAAGUUUUAUACACACAGAAGAUGCUGCUGAUGCAAAGAGAAAACAGCCCAAGAGGAGAAGCAAGAGACCACCUACUGAUGCUAUUACUGUUAUUCCAUCUAAGGUGUUUCGUGCCAUGAUGGAUCAGUCAGCUAAUACUCUGAAAGACACGAACGAAGUCUGUCGCUGUUUCUCAGCUGACAGCAUCACUGAGUUUGUCAACGUACCACUUAGCUUGUACAAGGAACUCCCUGUAUUUUACGUCGACAUUGAACAGCAAUGGAAGUCAUUUCCUCAGUCAUCAGAGCUGGGUGCAAGUUCUAGUGAUGUUGCUGAUGCUAUCAUUUCAGAUGACGUUUUAUCUUCUCAUUUCUUGGAGAAUGGGACUGAUGUCAAGUCAUUUCUACAAUCUACAAGAACUCCUGUAGUGACAGAAGAACCAGCAGCAGAGUCGACACCUUUGUUUGGGGAAGAGGUUGAUGACAAUUCUACACUCAAAACACAACAAGAACGCAAAACAAGUUCUAAAUUAUCUGAGGCCGGUGCUGCAUAUGUUCCUUCACCUGUAGUGGAAGAGCAACGCAUGGAUGAGGCCAUUGAGGUCGAUGGCAGUGAUUGGUCACUCAAGCAGUCAUCAGGUCACAUGCAACAACUUACAGAAGCAGAAAACCGAUUGCUACUCGUUCUUCGAGACAAAUUUGCUCUCAGUGACACAGUCUAUUUGACCGACCUUGCUCCAACUAGUACUACUCGCCACCAGGCCGGAUUUCUGCUGUAUCUCCUUUGUGCUCUUGAAUGUGCAGAUUUAAUGAGGCUUUGGCAGAGCGUAACCUUUGGGCCAAUAAAAAUCAUGCAGACAAAGAAGUUUGCACAGUGGAUCGAUCUACAGUGCUAGAUGAGAUGUGCUCUGUUUACUAGACCUACUAUACUUUGUUUUGGUACAGUGCUGACGUUAGAUGUUUGUGUGGUAUGUGUCUGCAAGUGUAGACUCUUGUUAGAUGUCCAUGCAUAUAUGGUAUGUUAUUAUGUGGAUUAGAAACUAGAUUUUCUCUCUGUCCUACUUAUGCUUAUAAAAGUAGCUUGUAUUUGCUGGGUGUAGUACAGUACAAUCUGCCGGUAGAGAUUGUUGUAUUCCAAACAAUUAUCUGAAACAUGAUGCAGAUAAUACAAA
Molecule: messenger RNA, 1979 nt
Organism: Corticium candelabrum
Lineage: Eukaryota; Metazoa; Porifera; Homoscleromorpha; Homosclerophorida; Plakinidae
Exons: 20
Coding region: 99-1703 (534 amino acids)
Biological process (GO): replication-born double-strand break repair via sister chromatid exchange; meiotic sister chromatid cohesion, centromeric
Cellular component (GO): cohesin complex
Molecular function (GO): protein binding; chromatin binding
Source: RefSeq, a predicted model, not a curated record